Molecule: messenger RNA, 1191 nt
Organism: Rotaria sp. Silwood2
Lineage: Eukaryota; Metazoa; Rotifera; Eurotatoria; Philodinida; Philodinidae
Source: the annotation of a GenBank genome assembly
AUGGCUCUUUGUCUUGCAAAUUCAUUGGUAGCUCGUCGAGGUUAUGUCCCUUACGACCAACUAGUUCGCUACAAAUGGUGGUAUAGAGAUGGGUAUAUGUCUUCUACAGGACAAUGUUUUGAUAUUGGUUCGGCCACAAGACAAUCGCUUCAGAAAUUUGAAGAUCGCCAAGCAAAAUUCGCCAAGAAAUAUAAAAUUCCUCUUGACCAAUUAGAUUUUCUUUCAGACCCUGAACUAUUGAAGAAGUUCGAUGUGAAUUGCAGUGAACAAGGUGUGGCUGGUAACGGAGCUUUGAUGCGACUUGCACCUGUACCACUGUUCUUUUAUAAACAUCCUACUCAAGCCAUCGAGUAUUCAGGACUUAGUGGAUUUAUUACUCAUGGCGACGAUAAAGCUUAUGAUGCCUGUCGUUACUAUGGUGCUUUAAUCGUUGCUGCCGUCAAUGGAGAAGAAAAAGACGCACUGAUUCAUAAAAGAUUUUACGACAAACAUAAAGUAUGGUUCGGUGACAAGCCUCUUCAUGAAGACAUUAAACAUAUUGCUGAAGGUUCUUACCAGAAAGAUGGAUAUGAUAAAGGUAUUCGAGGUAAAGGAUACAUCGUUAGUGCUCUUGAAGCUGCUUUAUGGGCAUUUUGGUCUGAUAAGGGCUCUUUCGAAGAAGGUGUUCUCGCAGCUGUGAAUCUUGGUGAUGAUACGGACACAACAGCAGCCAUCUACGGUCAAUUAGCAGGUGCCUGUUAUGGCUAUCAAAAAUUACCAGAAAAAUGGAAAGAAGAAGUAUACGCAAAAAAGUUUAUUGAAUGUUUGAGCAAAUGGAUCGUUCAUGAAGGAACCCAUUGGUCACCAAAAGGAUUGAAAACUUCAGAAAUAGCUUCCACGACUUUUAAUAAGUCAUCUUGGGAAGACGAAAAGAAUUCAAAUGAGUUAAACGUGUUAAAGAAAAAUCAAAACUAUCAGCUGCCAGUAUCAACAAAAGAUUUACAUACAACAUCAGCAUCAGCCGCAUCGCGUAAAAAUCCAAAUGACGAUGCAACAUGUUCUCGAUCACGUGGCCGCACUGUUAUUGAACCGUCAAAACCUUUGAAAUCUGAUUCAUAUGAUGCAUUUGAAACUGUUCCUCGAAAGUCAUUCGAACACGGAGAUACCAAAUAUGCGCGUGCACGUAAGAGUUUUAAAAUUCUAACAAUAUAA